Molecule: messenger RNA, 1245 nt
Organism: Triticum turgidum subsp. durum (durum wheat)
Lineage: Eukaryota; Viridiplantae; Streptophyta; Magnoliopsida; Poales; Poaceae
Source: the annotation of a GenBank genome assembly
AUGGGGAACAAGGAGGAGGAGGAGGAGGGGGAGGAGCAGGAGCAGGAGCAGGAGGAGGGGGAGGAGGAGGAGGAGCAUGAUGAUGAUGAUGAUGAUGAUGAUGAGGAGGAGGAGGAGGAGGAGGAGGAGGAGCAGGCGAUAGAGGGCCUCCCCAACGACCUCUUCCGGGAGAUCCUGUCGAAGGUGCCGUACCGGUCGCUCUGCCGCCUCAAGUGCGUGUCCACGGCGUGGUUCAUUCUCUGCUACGACCCAGCUGUCCUCAAGAGGUCGCCCCAGACGCUCUCCGGCUUCUUCGGCCUCUCCGGCAGCGGCAACAACAGCUUCAUCAACCUAUCCGGAAAAGGCCAGCCGCUGGUCGACCCCUCUCUCUGUUUCUUGUGCGACCACGACUACGUCUGUCUCCUAGACUGCUGCGCCGGCAUUCUCCUCUGCCAAGGCUGGAAUCAGGCCACCAAACGCUCGGAAUACGUCGUGUGCAACCCUGCCACCGAGGAGAUUUGGGCUGCGGUGAGUGUGCCUCACACGCAAGAGAAGGGAGCUCCGCGACACUACACCUUCUGCUUGUGUUUCGACCCCGCCGUACCUCACCGUUUUGCAGUAUUCAUCUUCAUUCCUGGUUUCUACGACAUAAGUAUGGUAGAGGUAUACACAUCGGAUACCCGAAAAUGGACUUCCAUGCCGAGCGGAUGGGGUGAAUGGAUUCGGGUGUUUGGUGGCGAAGGAUAUGUUUUCUUAAAUGACACUCUGCAUUUCAUUGCCUAUGAUUCCGAGGAGGACACAUUUGACUCGGAUGGGGUCACAACACGCUCGAUAGUUACCAUAGACACGUCUGGCAAUACGUGGAGGAAAAUUCCACAACCGCCCAAAGUUGAUUUUACUUUUAUCGGACAAUCUCUGGGGUGCUUGUAUGGUAUGCAGAUAGAUCAUGGUAACGGUUGUCUGCUAUCAGUUUGGGCUCUUGAGAACUAUGCUAGUGGACAGUGGACCUUAAAGCACACUGCCAGCAUUUUGGAGCUGCUAGAAAGGCCUUGUCUAGAGCACGGUGAGCACUACACCUUGGUUGCAAUCCAUCCGGAACAGAACCUAAUUUUCCUUAGUGGAGGGGUGGAAUCGGAACAGACACUUAUGUCGUAUGAUAUGGAUACCCAGAAAUUGCAUAGUAUCUGCACUCUUGGAAACUAUGGUAUUGUAAACCUUCAGCCAUACGUUCCCUGUUUUGCGGAACGGCCAUCUGAUGCUCAGUGA